Molecule: messenger RNA, 3880 nt
Organism: Malania oleifera
Lineage: Eukaryota; Viridiplantae; Streptophyta; Magnoliopsida; Santalales; Ximeniaceae
Product: formin-like protein 1
Exons: 4
Coding region: 783-3581 (932 amino acids)
Biological process (GO): actin cytoskeleton organization; actin nucleation
Molecular function (GO): actin filament binding
Source: RefSeq, a predicted model, not a curated record
AAAAUCCUUCACUUUUCAACAAAACCAAUGUGAAAGUGAAGGUGAAAGCUUUCUCUCUCCUUCCUCUCUCUCUCUCCUCUUUCAAAGCUCUCUCUCUCUCCUGUCUUUCUCUCUCUGGAUUCCUCACAGGGACAAGAGGCUCACAGCUCAUCAUCAACUGUGGUGAUAAAUAUAACUUAAGAAUCUCAGAUGGGAUAAAAGUUGCAAAUCCCAAUGGACAAAAUGUUUGUCUGUCACCCAUUUUUGGCUCCCUCCUCUUCCUCUCGCCCUCCUUUUGUUCAUCUCUCUCUCUCCUCUCUAAUGGUGGGUCUACUGUGAAUGAUUCUUCUGCAACUUCAGUAAUCACUGCAUCCAGUUUGAGUGAGAGAAAGGGUUAAAAGAUGAAACUUUUGUAAUGGGUCUCUGCUUUGAAUGACCUGAGCUAGCAGCCUACCACUCUCUCUCUCUCUCUCUCUCUCUCUCCUCUGCAACUUCAAUAAUCACUGCUCCCAGUUAGAGAGGGUGAAAAGAUGAUACCUUCAUAAUGGAGCUUUGAACUACCAUUCGUCUCUCUCUCUCUCUCUCUCUCUCUCUCUCUCUCUCACCAACCAUCUGCAGCACCCAUAGCUCCCCUCCCUCAUUCCCUACCUCUCUCUCUGCAAGAACAUUCUUCUCUCUCCCCAUUGCUGUCAUCCUUUGAACUCAUAUCUGAUAGCUCCAAGAACACUUAUCCACUGAAAACUAGCUAGGAUAAACACAAACACACACACAACACACGAGAGUUAAGAGACUUGGCAAGUACAAUGCCCUCCAUCUUCUUCAUCGUCCUCCUCUUAUCUUGCACACUCUGUAUCUCAUCCUCCACCCACCACCACCUGCGGCGGCGGCGGCUCCUCCACCAACCGUUCUUCCCCGCUAGUUCCAUUCCUCCAACGGCAUCUCCAUCUUCCUCUCCCCAAUCUCAACCCCAUCAGCAGCCCAAGCUCCCAUUUUCGACUUACUCUCCCCCAAACGCCCCCUUCUUCCCUUCUGACUCUUCUCCGCCGCCCCCUCCAUCUCCUACCGUUCCCGUCACUGUCCCGGCCAACAUCUCCUCCCUUUCUCUGCCUCAGUCUUCCUCUCGAAAACCCGUCUCCAGAAAAAAGCUCGUCGCCGUCGCCAUCGCUCUUUUCUCCGCCACUUUCGUUCUCGUUCUCGCCUCUGUUUUGUACUACCGAAGGCACCGCGAUUUCGCCGUCGAUAAGGCCUCGAGAUCCGACAGUCUCCGGUUGUUCCCUGCGAACGCCCCCGCCUCCGACGGUGGCCAUAAGUCGCGAGUCGCGUCCGGUACGAGCUCGGAGUUUCUCUAUCUCGGCACCGUGGUGAAUUCGCGAGGAGCCGAUGACGACAACAUGCUGAAUUCGAACAAUGCCAAUAUGGGGAUUGGCGUGUCCCCGACGCCGGGCUAUCAGAAACUAGGUUCGCCAGAGCUCCACCCACUUCCGCCACUACCCCGGCAGAACUUCCGGCGGAACAGCCGAAAUGCCAAAGAGGGCUUUUUGAGCGAUGGCGACGAAGACGAAGAGUUUUUUUCGCCGAGAGGGUCCUCGGGCGACAGAGAGAGUCCGAGCGGCAUUGGAUCGAGCUCUAGGAGAGUAUUCGAAGCUGUUGGAGCUGAAAAUUUCGGUAUUAGAAGCUCGAAUUCGCGAAGCCCUUCGUACCCAUCUUCGUUAUCUGCUUCCUCAACUCACUCAAGCAAUAACAGCCCUUCCCCGCCAUUGAAUUUAAGCCCCAGAAGCUCGAAAUCGAGAUCGCCAGAUUCUGUCAUCAAAUUCCCAGCUCCGCCACUGCGGCCGCCGCCGCCACCUCCGCAACGGCAAAGGACGCCGUCCCCACCAUCUUCAUCACCAUCUCCGCCAUUUUCCCCACCAACGAUAGAAUUGGGGGAACCCCAUGAUUCGCCAGUGAGAAUUUCAGAUGUUUCGUGGCAGAGUCAACUUUCCCCAGAAAGAUUUCAAAUUUUGCCAAACCAAUCCGUUUCUACAAAACAGCCGCCGCCGCCGCCGCCGCCUCCCCCUCCCCCUUCGAGAUUCUGGGAUACGCCAGUUGCGCCGUCGAUUAUCCGGGGACCGUUUUCUGGGCCGCCGAUUCUUGUUGCGCCGUCCAGAUCAGUUGUUUUCCAAAAUGCCGUACCAGAGGUUUCCCCAGCAGAGCAAUCUCAGAAGUCUGAGAAUCUGGAGAAAAGUGAGGAUACCCAAAAGCCAAAACUUAAGCCUUUGCAUUGGGAUAAGGUUAGAGCGAGCUCUGAUCGUGCUAUGGUGUGGGAUCAGCUUAAAUCAAGUUCUUUCCAAUUGAAUGAGGAAAUGAUUGAGACGUUGUUUAUGGUAAAUGGUUCAAAUUUGACCACCAAGGAUAACCUCCGACGGGCAGUUCUUCCGACUCCAAACCAGGAGAAUCAGGUGCUUGAUCCGAAGAAGUCUCAGAAUAUUGCAAUUUUGCUGAGGGCUCUUAAUGUGACCAUUGAUGAAGUUUGCGAAACCCUUUUAGAAGGUAAUGCCGACACUCUUGGAACAGAGCUUCUUGAAAGUUUAUUGAAGAUGGCUCCAACAAAAGAGGAAGAACGGAAACUCAAAGAGUUUAGAGAUGAGUCGCCAAUCAAGCUUGGCCCUGCAGAGAGAUUCCUUAAGGCAGUAAUUGAUGUCCCUUUCGCAUUUAAGAGGGUGGAGGCAAUGCUUUACAUUGCCAAUUUUGAUUCAGAAGUCGAGUACCUUGGAAGAUCUUUCGAAACCCUCGAGGCAGCAUGUGGAGAACUAAGGAACAGCAGAAUGUUCCUGAAGCUUCUUGAAGCUGUGCUCAAAACUGGGAACCGCAUGAACGUGGGGACCAACCGUGGGGAUGCCCGAGCCUUCAAGCUUGACACGCUGCUCAAGCUUGUUGAUGUCAAGGGCACUGAUGGGAAAACUACUCUCUUGCACUUUGUUGUGCAGGAAAUCAUAAGGGCUGAAGGCUCUCGUCUCUCUGGGGCUAAUCAGGAUCCAACUGCUGACACAACUCAGCAAUCUGCUUUUCGAGAUGAGGUAGAAUUCAGGAAACUUGGCCUGCAAGUUGUUGCUGGCUUGAGUGGGGAACUAACCAACGUCAAGAAAGCUGCAGCCAUGGAUUCUGAUGUGCUUAGCAGUGAUGUUGCCAAGCUUUCCGGGGGAAUUGCCAAGAUCAGGGAAGUUAUGAAAUUAAAUGAAGAAGUUGCAUUGAAGGAGAGCAGUCCGAGAUUCUCAGACUCCAUGAAUGGAUUCUUGACAAAGGCUGAGGAAGAGAUUACGAGAAUCCAAGCCCAAGAAAGCAUUGCACUUUCAUUGGUUAAGGAAAUAACUGAAUAUUUCCAUGGCAACUCAGCUAAAGAGGAAGCUCAUCCAUUCAGGAUUUUCAUGGUGAUGAGAGAUUUUCUUUCCAUUCUCGAUCACGUUUGCAAGGAAGUUGGGAAGAUCAACGAGCGAACUAUAGUAAAUUCAGCUCGUCAAUUUCCGCUGCCUGUUAAUCCAACUGUACCACCAGUUUUUCCUGCCUUCAACGGAAGGCGGCAGUAUGGUUCUUCAGAUGAUGAAAGCUCAUCCUCUUCCUCGUAGCACUUUAUUUUUGUUUCAGGGAAUGUGCGUUGUGCUGGUCUGCUGAUCACUCUAGGAUGUCGAUUGGUAAAGGCUUCGGGUGCAAAAUUGCAGGACAGCAGGCUUUUAAUUUCUCUCUUUCACUUACAUUUAGAAGAUUUUGGAAUACUGCUUAAUCCCAUAUGUAAUAUACAGGGUUGGGAAGUAUAUGGAGAAGUAAUAUGGUAGUAUUGCUGGGAACAUUUGAAGCUAUUUUGUACAUUUGCUAGAAACUGGAUCCAAGGAUUGAUGUUCUGUAAAUGAAGCAAUGUUUAUGGUUU